GCAGAGAGGCCUAAAGCAGAGAGAGGGGUGAAAAAGAAACGGAAAGUAUUAAGGAAACGGCGCAAAGCCCCUCCUCUAAAACAGCCGUCACUCAUCCUUCCCUUCCCCCCCAACUAUAUUCAAGUCAAAGUCGACCUCCCUUUCCCCUUCUCUCCCCCUUUUAAUUAUUCCAGCCGUCAGGAUACGAACCCGCCGCCCACCCUGUUUCUUUGAGCAAUCGAACACCGUAGAGUAGAUAGUUUAGUUUCCUCCUCUUGCCUCCAAGAAAGGAAGAAGAGAAAGAGGGAGAGAGAGAGCCGUCAGAUGGCGUCGGCGACGAUGAUGACGGUGGGGGCGCCGGUGUUCCGGUCGGAGUACAUGUUCUCGGAGCAGCACGGCGGGUAUAUAGAGCGCCGGCAGCUCUUCCUUCGCAGCUACCACUUCUCCCGGAAGCAGAGCCCCCGGGAGCGGGUCCGCCGCUCCCUCGUCCGCGUCCGCCGCCUCGUGUGGGUCCGCCUCCGCGCCGCCCGCAGGCUGCCGCGCCUCCUCUGGGUUCGCCUCCGCUCCGCCUGCUGGCCCUCCGCCCCCCGCCGCCGUCGCAGCUUCCAACGCCUCGCGGCCCUCCAGCCCCGUCGAUCGAGUGCCAGCUCCAGCGCCGCCGGCGUCAGCGACUGGUCCUCGUAAGGCAACGGCAACUACCAGUAGCCAUCGAGAAAGAGAACGAACUAGCAGCAGCAGCCGAUCUCAAGGAUGAUGAAGAUGAUGAAGUUUCUUCGUUUUUUUUUUCUUUUUGCUUUUUCCAUUUCUAAUUAAUUCAACGCAUAUCUGCGGCUCAAGUUUACGGUAGAGGACGAGAAAUCUUUCUCCUCCUCGUCUGUUGUUUAUUAAAGAAAAUAGGCUUUUCCCUU
Molecule: messenger RNA, 887 nt
Organism: Phoenix dactylifera (date palm)
Lineage: Eukaryota; Viridiplantae; Streptophyta; Magnoliopsida; Arecales; Arecaceae
Source: RefSeq, a predicted model, not a curated record